Gadus macrocephalus (Pacific cod) is the source of this 3479-nucleotide messenger RNA. It is a transcript of the gene lrit2, whose product is annotated as leucine-rich repeat, immunoglobulin-like and transmembrane domains 2. Bases 165 to 1943 code for a protein of 592 amino acids. The transcript has 4 exons. NCBI's taxonomy places the organism in Eukaryota, Metazoa, Chordata, Actinopteri, Gadiformes, Gadidae. Gene Ontology annotation, molecular function: protein binding. The record is from RefSeq and is a predicted model, not a curated record.
AGGUGUUAAGCAUGCAUCUUGUUCCUGAGAGCUACAUCCCUCUAGUGUCUUAGGUAGAACACCAGGGAUUAAAGUCUUAAUAGGCUUCUCUCGUCUGCAACAUUCGACAUGCCUUGACCACAAAUGUAGCCCGCACAUGUCUUUGAAGGGAAUUGCAUCGGACUAUGGACAUAUUUUGUAGACUACUAUUAAUAGUUGUGUUGACCGUGAACGUGCAAGUAUGUGAGUCUCUGACUCAAUGUUUAACAGGGUGCAGUUGCGUGGCAGACCGUAAUGGCAGGUCACUUAUAUGCAUGGAGGAGAGUGCCUUCGGAGCCAUACCGGAUAACAUUCCGGUAGACAUGAUCAAAAUCCGCAUAGAAAAGUCUCACUUCACCGAAGUCCCCAAGGGAGCCCUCUUAACCGUCCCAAACCUGGAAAACCUGUGGUUGAACUUUAACGACAUCACUCUGAUCAAUUCAAAGGCUUUAGAAGGAUUGAGAAACCUGUCCGAGUUACGUCUCCAAGGCAACAGGCUACGAUCGGUGCCGUGGACGGCGUUCGAAGACACGCCCGCGCUCAAGAUCCUGGACCUGAAGCACAACCAGCUGGACGUGUUGCCCGAACACGCGCUAAAAUACCUGCCCGGUCUGACCUACUUAGACCUCUCUUUCAACCAGCUCUCGGUCAUCUCGAGGGAAGUCUUCCUAAACUGGCCGCUCUACCAGAGAAUACAGAGCACGAGCGGCCAGGAGACCAACCACCAAGGGCCCAACGUCGUGCUGGCGCUGCAUGACAACCCGUGGCUCUGCGACUGCCGUCUGGCGGGCUUCGUGGAGUUCGCCAAGUCUCUGGGCCCGCCCAUCCUCCUGAUGAACUCCUACUUGACCUGCUCGGGUCCGGACGUCAGAGCGGGGAAGUUCUUCCACGAGACGGAGCUGGAGAGGUGUUUGAGGCCCGUGGUCUCCACCCCGUUCACCAACGUCAGCAUGCCCCUGGGGGCGAACAUCACCCUGCAGUGCAUGGCGCGCGGCCGGCCCAAGCCCGCGGUGUGGUGGACAUAUGGCCUGAAGAUAAUCAGAGGAUUUCGCGAAUCCCAGGAAUGGAUCUCCGCCGACAUCAUCAGAACCAGCCUGGUCAUCCCCGCCCUGCACCCCGUGGACCGCGGCCUCUACACCUGCAGCGCCCUCAACUUCCUGGGCAACUCCUCUGUCAGCAUCGCCCUGGAGGUGCUCCACUCUCCCUCCUCCUCCUCCUCCGACGCCAAGUCGCCGUCGUCCCCCAACGGCCCCCGGCCCCGCUCCGGCCUCCCCGUGCCCGGCGGCAGCGGCGGCGGCGAGGAGGACAACGUGUACAUCGACAUCCGCAUCGCCAAGCAGACGGUGCGCGGCAUCAGCAUCGAGUGGUACGCCACGCUGGAGCGGCCCUCGGAGACCUGGUUCACGGUGCACCUGGGCCGCGCCGACGGGGCCCCCGGCGCCCGGGAGGCGGUGCACGUGGGGCCGGGCCUCAACGCCUACGCCGUGUCCGACCUGCUGCCCGCCACCAAGUACGACAUCUGCGUCACGCUGCAGAACCGCAGCCCGCGGCCGGGCCAGUGCCUGGUGUUUGUGACGGGCAGUGACGUCACGGAGAAGGAGCAGCGGGAGAAGCUGAUCCACAUCGUGGUGAUCGUGCUGGCCAUGGUGCUGGCCGUGCCGGCGGGGAUGUACGCGUGCACCACGGACGCCAAGCUGGCCUGCCCCGAGGGCGUGGCGAAGGCCUGGAGGAACAGGCAGCAGAGGGCUGGGGAUCGGGCCGGCAGGGAGAGGGAGAGCACGUUUGACAGUCUGCAGGCGGCCAGCGACGAGGGUCUGGUCAACAGGGAGUCCAGCGAAGACCGAAAGGUGAGGAGGAGGUCUGAAGAUAGGGGGCUGAAGAACAAAAUGGCGGACCACUGCAGACUCACUGCGGAACUGUAUUAGAAGAUAAUAGUGGGUUUAACAAGAGAGGGCGGCUGGAUUUGUUUUGGGUUGUUAUUUUUAUGAAUUGAAGUCCCUCAUUUUGUAUUAAGUCUCCUUUCCUUCUUCCUCUUCCUUCAACACAUUGUUAGUCAAGCAAUAACUUGCUGUUAAAUACAUUAAAGCAUGUUAUAAAAUGCUGUCCUUGAGCAGAAUACUACAAAAUGUUCAUACAAAGCAUUUUGUAUAUUUAUUAUUGAUUAAAAGUUUGCCUUUAUUUUAAUAUUUUCUCUUCCUUUGUUCUAGGCCCGGGAGAAACGAUGACUGCUAUUACUGAUUUGAAGAUUUAUGAUUGAUAUGAAGGUAGAAUGUGAUGCUGUAUUAACCACAGCAUCACAUUCUGUAAUAAGCCCUAUUUUGAUCGUGUUAUAUAUUAAUUGUGCAUGCAUUGACAGGAUUGUAAACAAAUUAUGCAAGCAAUGACUGCGAUUUGAUUGGCAGUUAUGGUCAAAUGUUUUUGUCAAAAUGUAAUAGCAAUGCUAUUAUGCGUUUAAAUAAGCUAUCGAUAGUAAAUGCAUGUUUUUAAAUGUUUUUAAAAAUAAAAUACAAUCUUCCUGUUUUCUUGGCAACAACUUGACAACCAUAACUUUCAAAGGCAUUUUAAAGUUAUAUGCAGCAAAUAUAUGCAGAACAUGCACCUGUUGCCCAUGGCAAUGGCAUUUCAAUGAGUGUGUGUGUGUGUGUGCGUUAUUAUGAGCACCAUAAUAAUAUUCAAUCCUGAAAAUAUCUGCUACUUCCUAGGUUAUGCUGAUGACCUUAUUGUAAGCUGAUGGUCUUUGCCUUUGCAAAGGGCUGUUCAAAGUCCACCAGUAAACCCUGACAUUUAUAGUUGCAGAUCGCCACCCGCCCGUAUCGGGAUUCAGGGAAACAGAUGCAGCAUGUUGAACCUGGAUCACUCCUUCAUUCCCUUUAAAGACAGACACUGGACACACAACAUUAAGUACACCCAAAUGCGUCAGUGCUUAGAUGUGUGCAUAUUAAAUGGGCAUCGCGGCACACGUGAAAUGUGGCUUUGCGUCAUCAACCCGGACCAUUCUGUCAGGCCCCCGGGCAGAUGGCACCGGGGAUAUGUGUCAGCCAAUGGCAUUGUUCAUUUGACGUAAGUCCACUCAACACUGGCAUUUUCCCUCAGCUGCGACCCCUCCCCCCCCCGUUGUCCUCCUCCUCCAUCUCAUUGGACGACACAACAAGCCCACCAGUGCCCUCUGUUUCUAUGCAUACAUCCCCCCCCCCCCACCCCCCCACCUGUGACGCAAGAAGAUCAGUUGGUAUCUGUUAGAUCCAUGCUCCGCAGAUAAGGAUCAGUUAGGAAUACAAGCAACACAAAUAUGAAGACAUUAGAUCAGACUCCAUGUCUGCCCGUCUAUCAGUCUGUUUGGCCAGCCAGAGUCUAUCCCUACAUCUGAUCUGUUACAUGUUAGAAAAUGUGUUUCUUCAAUUGAACGACGUAGUAUUGAUUUCUGUUCAUUGUGAUACUGUCAGUAAAAGACAAUCAUAUAA